Neolamprologus brichardi is the source of this 371-nucleotide messenger RNA. Lineage: Eukaryota; Metazoa; Chordata; Actinopteri; Cichliformes; Cichlidae. The record is from RefSeq and is a predicted model, not a curated record.
GUUUCUUAGUCCGCAGAUUAUGAGCCUUCACUUCCUGUUUCAGAGAAGUCUAACCCCCUGACACGUGACAUCGACCGAGCUUCGGCCUAUAGCAUUGUGAAGAUGUUACAAGUUUGUGAUUCCCAGAUGUUCCAGGAAGAGGCAGGAACGACCUACCAGAGGCUUUUGAGUGACCAAGUGGUGAAAACCUUAACGGAGGUUUCUAAAAAGGUGGAGGUCAUAAUUAAGGAUCCUCAGGAGAGCUGUGUUGUGUUGAGCGGUUGUGGCACUUCUGGUCGGCUGGCUUUCCUGAUCUCGUCAGGCUUCAACAAAGCACUGAGUCAGCUGAACCAAAGUGAAGUGUAUUCAUACAUCAUUGCAGGAGGAGACAG